Messenger RNA from Agrilus planipennis (emerald ash borer), 4641 nucleotides. Its product is annotated as cilia- and flagella-associated protein 61-like. Bases 332 to 4294 code for a protein of 1320 amino acids. The record is from RefSeq and is a predicted model, not a curated record. NCBI's taxonomy places the organism in Eukaryota, Metazoa, Arthropoda, Insecta, Coleoptera, Buprestidae. The transcript is spliced from 16 exons.
CCGGAAACUUAUCAAUCCACCCUCGUAUGAAAGAGAAUACGUGACGGAUGUCGAUGAAUCGCAUUGUUAUAAAUUUUUAAUUGAAGAUGCUAAUCAAAUAUUCCAUGAUAAUUAAUAUAAAGUUAUGUCCUUUAUUUAUAUCUAGUACGGUGAACAGGAAGAAAAUGAAGUUGGCAUGGAAGUUAAUUAUUAUGUGACAGAUUUAUUUUGUCAACCAAUUUUGGGAAGACAGUUUUUUUUUAUAUGUUUGUUUCUUAUUUUUGCUUGUGGGAAGUAAGGGUUUAAGUUUUUUUUUUCUUAUAAGAAAAUUCGUGUACUAGAAAUAUGAGUAAUGGCGACAAGAAAGAACCCGUGGGAUAAAUACUGCUUCAUUGAUGAAUUACCGGCCGAGGUUGUAAAUCAAAAUCUUCCUGUUAAGAAUUGUCGAAAAGUAGACAUCGAAAGAGACCAAAAGUACCUUAAAGAAAUGGUAACGGAAUUCACUUUCAAACUUUUUGGCAACAUUGAUGUGAUUGGGAUAUUAUGGAACAAUUAUGGUUCAAUUUGCAUUGAAGAUUCUUCUGGACAACCAGCCGGUUUUAUAUUCCUGUCCAUAUAUCCGAACCUGUUGAGCGUUCCAUCGUGGGACUGGGAGAACUGGGUGGAAAGACUUUACGGUCUUAAAACUCUAAAUUCCUUUAACACCCUAUGGGUUCAUUUACUAGCCUGGAAAGACGAAUGCAAGAACAGUGCCAUAGGACCUCUAAUAGAAUCAGUAUUUUUACAUAAAAUGUUCAUUGAGUAUGUCGUAAUGGUAGUUCCCCCUCAUCUCAGGGGUAUCGACUGGAUAGAAAGAUAUGCCACUAAAAUAUUUCCCAAAGACGUAAAAACACAUGAAUGCAUGACGCUUUACCUUUUCUGUGCCAACACAUUCAUUGGUAAUUACACCUAUCGAAAGGCGGUAGAUGAAGACAACGACGAUCUGAUGGAACUGAUUGGAAGUCAUACCAAACAAUUGGCCAAAAAAUACGGAGACUUUGUUAUUGCAGAAUUACUGUCGCAACACAAAGAUUGCGGCAGAAAUGUCGUUGUUUGCGAGAAAGACGGUCAAGCUGUUGGAGUUGUCAUAUUGAACGAAGUGGUCAAUUACGAACUACUGUACAACGAACUUGAACUGACUCCGUUCUUUGGAUUACAAAAAGUAGGGGAUGGAGAUCUAACACUUUUAGAUAGCUUUAAAUGUGCAGAUUAUGAAGAUGGAACUUGCGAGACCGAACAAGGACAAAAAAGCACCCAAGGAAAUGAAAAAGAGAAAGAUGGAAAAUUAAAGGCAAUUGUCACUGAAAAUCCAGACUAUGAAUUUGACGACAAAUCAGAUAAAUCCGAUUCGGAAAGCGAAAUGUAUUCACUCGUCAACGUGUCAUCGUUGCAUCUAGAACUCGCAGUCAGUGAGGAUGAAGAACAGGACACACAAUACAGUGCAGCCGUUUUGGAACAAGACUAUUCUCGCGAAUUAUUUAAAAUAUCGGAGCAAAAAUCGGACCCGGACCUCACUGCCGAGGCUACGACCAAAGUUGAGAAAAAAGUUGAAAUCGCACCAUUGAUGAGCGGCGAACCGAAUGCCUUCACCAUAGAGGUAUUUGUUGUUACCCCUACACAUGAACGAAUAAUCACAAUACCCUUGUUACGGGCCUGUUUCGAAUGUUUCCCGGAUCGUGACUUUGCGGUCUUGUGUUCUCCAUCCGACUGCUACUACCGAAACCUUCUUCGCUUCUUCAUCCAACCACCACCAAGGUCUGUCACUGCUUUCGAUCAAAACGUGUACGUUUUGCACCGUGACAGGAUGAACGCGACGCCAUCUGUGCGCAAAGCCAAGAGAAGCGAUUAUGGUGCCAUCGAGAGGAUGACUAAGCAGAUACCGAAACGCGAAUUACUUCUUGAUGCUUUUAACGAAGCAGUCGCUAGUGCAGCAAGUGAUUUAACAGCUUACGUUCUCUCUUUGAACAAAGAAAAGAUAAUUGGAGUGGCAAUCUUACGACCGGAAAAAGACAUUGACACUUUACUGGAGAAGUACGACCUAUCGAAAUCGUGCAGAUGGGGGACCAACAUUGGUGCAACUGGCACUAUAGAACAUCUCCUACUUUCAGCGGUUUUUGGAAAAAUGGCACGUUAUUUUCUUAGAGAGUUACAUCGGAUGACUGACUUCUCCUUGUUGGCUUACUAUAUACAUAUCAGCGAUCUUAAGCAUAAGGAGAGGCAAAGGAAUAUAAAUAACAUACUCAAUUUAAUGGUACCAGCUCGUAUAAGAAAAAGACCAGAAAAGAUUUCCAUGGAACUCGAUGGCUUAGAAGAGAUACGUGCUAAAAAAGUGCCGUCGACAUCUGAAAUACCAACACACGCUUUGUUCUUCUCUAGCUUGUUAAUGUGCAGUCGAACCAGAUACGACUUAAAUUUGAGAAUAGUAGCGGUGGGAGCUAGCGAGACGUGUAUAGCCUUUUUGGAAGCGUUACUGUGCACCUGGGAUCCAUCAUAUUCCAUCAGUUUUACAAAUAUAACAAUAAUAUCGCCUCAUGGACUCACCACCAGCGAUUUGGAUUAUCCCAAUAGUUCAAGAAAGUUGAUGUUUCCAGGUCGAUCUUCUUUUCACGAACGUCGGGCCCACAUGAUAACAAUCCGCUGCAGCGUAAAUCAAGUGUUUGGCGUGAUGACGGCGAUCGAUCGUAAAAACAAGGUACUCGUUGUUGACAACAGUAGCUACUUAAACUACGAUUAUUUGUACAUUUUGUGCGGCGAACAAUUCCAAAGACCUUCGUUCGAUCCUCGUAAUGUUCUGGACCGACACAAGGAGGCCUUUCCCGACAACGUUUACAUCGUGAACACUGAAACAGACGCCGGAUACGCUCUUGAUCAUUUGUGGAAACUGAUCAACGGAAAAACGAGUCAAGAGGAACUACUUUCUAGUAGCAGCUCAGACAGAAGCAAGGCGGAAGUCACCACACAUGACGUUAUUGUUUAUGGGGAUGCUAUUGAAAUAUAUUGCUGCGUUACAGCUCUAAUGAAUUUCGGCAUUCCCGGUAAGAAUAUUAUUUUGAUCGAACCUCCGAAACCGUGCCAGUCAGAAGAAAGGGAUGUGGUCAGUAGGUAUCAAGAGCACUUCGACGAUGACAAAGUACUUAAUGCACUUUUAAAUGCAAUACGUGACAGCGAAAUUACUUACUAUUGUGACGCCAAAUUUUUAGAUUGGAGAUACGAUGCAAACACAAACCUUAUAAGAGGAGCCCGUUUCCGUUCAAAGAAAGAAACAUUUUACAAGUCUUGUAUAGCGAUGUUUUACUACUCGGGUAAAGCUGUAAGUUAUCGGACAUUCAAGGCCAUUACAAGGGCCGGAAUUGUAUUCGAUGGUGGUAUUGUUAUAAAUGCCAACUAUGAAACCAACGAUCCAUUUAUUUAUGCUGCCGGAACAAUCACGAAGUAUUCCAGAAAAUAUUACGCUGAACAUUUAGCUCACAGAUAUUUUAAUCUGGAGGAGGUCGGCUUCGAUUUGGGAAUUAAAGCCAAAAACCAAUUCAUCUCCCGUUAUGGUGUACAACAUGAACUUGACAAGGGCACAUUUUUGAAAUGUGAAAACUAUCAAACUGUACGCAUCUUCGAAAAACCGUUACUGACCUACUGUAAACUACCAGGAGGCUUAUGGUACCUGAAUGUAUCGAAACCGGGAAGAAGAGUUAGUCCAGACAUAACUAAAGCUCUAAAUCAGUACGGACAAGACUUAAUUACUGGAGAUUGCAAUUCACUACAAAAACAAGGAUACUUCAAAAUUCAUCUAAACGUUCAUGAAACUAUUGAAUCCAUCACAUGUCUAACACUUUCUGAGAUUGACAAAAACAACUUGUUUUCACUUUGGGGUAAACACGAGAAGAUAUUAAACAAACUCUUAACGAGAUACGAAAUGGGGUUGAUCAAGGACCUUUUCGAAUAUUUCCGACAGCCAUGGGCUGCGGCUCUCUACCAAGACGACUUCGCAGAACUUUAUAACAAUAUUUCUCGAAUAUUGCACGAAAAGCCUUCUUACUUCCUGAAAAAGACAUUAACAGACCAUAUUAUAGAAAGCCAUAGAGCCAACAACUGGAAAAAGUUUAAUGAAGAUAUCCGUGACGAAAUUCAGGAACUCUUUAUGAACACAGAAUAUCCACAGUUAAUUGAAAGAGAGGUCGUUAAACACAUAAUAAAACAUCGAUCUACUUUGCCCAUGUACUUUAAUGAAGUUGAUGAUGCUUUACAAAAGCCGUCCAGUCCUUUAUUCGACCCGGACUAAUAAAGAAUAAAAACAAAUUGGAAUUUUCUUUUCUUUGAAUAAUUCUUAUUCGCCUGAAAUGUAGGUAAAACAAUAAACCAAACACCGGAAGGAAUGAAGUUUCUUACACAAUAUUAAUUGUCUAUAUAAUUAAUCCAUCUAUAAUCGACAUAAUUCAAUUAUCGAAUAUUUGUCUAUUGAUUUUAUUUACAUUUACUUGUGACCUAGAGUAAAAGGCCUAGACCUCGAUCGACCGUCAGAUUUUCUCUAGACGAUUCCAUAUGGACGAUCAAAUUAGUAUUUUCAGUACUAAAAAUUGAGACUUUUGAUUCCCAAUUGUUCAACAUUGAAUCUUGAAAAUCAUCAAU